AUGAUUGACUGUCUCCCUGACAAUUGGCCUACUAGUCUCUUUAUCUGCCCCUUCUUGGAUUGUGUAUACGAGCUUCUGACAAACCAAGAUGUGACGGGUCCCAAUGGUGAGAAUAUCUCCUUGCCCCAUCCAACCAACCCCUUCAAGUUCAGACCAGAUCCAGAAGACAAACCCAAUUUUGUCAGUGAAAUGCAUCAUGGCACCUGGUGGCGUGACACCAUGGAAUUAAAGUGUGAUGAGGGGAAAAGGGAAAUGCUCGUGCCCAUCAUACUGUAUGGGGAUGAAAUCAACACGGACAAGCAAGGAAAGCAAACAGCCUGUACCUUCAACUUGACACUUGGACACUGA
This is a messenger RNA of Cylindrotheca closterium, 348 nucleotides long. Lineage: Eukaryota; Bacillariophyta; Bacillariophyceae; Bacillariales; Bacillariaceae. The record is from the annotation of a GenBank genome assembly.